This is a messenger RNA of Copidosoma floridanum, 1973 nucleotides long. RefSeq lists its product as uncharacterized. Lineage: Eukaryota; Metazoa; Arthropoda; Insecta; Hymenoptera; Encyrtidae. The record is from RefSeq and is a predicted model, not a curated record.
ACGGUCCCCCUUUUUUCCGGAGGACUCGAAUCCGGCACCUCCGCCAAACAGUAUAAUCCUCCCUGCUUUUUUUUUUUUUUUUUUUUUUUUUUUUAAAUUUAAAUUUAAAUUUUUCAUUCACGAAUCCUGAGUGCUUCCUCUACGUGUAUGCAUCGGUAGGGUAUUCGCUGUCGAGCCGAGUUCAAGGACCGAGGGACGUUGCACGUAUUUUGGACCAAAAACAUAAGGACACCGAGGGAGCUUGCGCCGCGGCAACAGGCACGAAGAUGACGAGCUGGAAGAGCAAGAUAUUGAUACUUUUGGCACUUUCGGGAUUCGCCUGUUGCGAAAAUGAGGACGACACGUCGACGGCGUUCAUGGAAGCAGCCCAAGCGCUCCUCGACAACAAAGAGGCGAUCGGCGGACUCCAAGGAGUCGCGCGAGCUUUCAUGCAGUCGGACACUGGAAAACAGAUGGGCAAAGGCGACGGCCUAGGCCAGAUAAUCUCCGGCUUGGGCAGCCUAAUGGCCGGUGUCCAGGGCAGCGGUGGCGGAGCAGGUAACGGCGACAGUGGCGGGGGUGGCCUCGACCUGUCGGUGGUCAGCGGCAUAAUCGAAGGUCUGUCCUCGUUGAGUUCGGGCACCGCUCAGCCGAGACGAGCCUCCAACGAAGUUGGCCACGAGUCCGAAUCCCCGGGAUUCGACUUCAACGGUAUGCUCGGCAUAGCUUCCGCCUUCAUGGGCCAGACCGGCAACGCCGAAGGCGCAAUGGGCUUGCUACCUCUGAUCCUGGACACCUUCUCCGGGGCCGCGAAAAAUGAUAGGCACGACCACUCGGACCACUCGUGGUUCAUGCCCCCGAUUUUGGAGAAUCUGCAUCUGAUGUGGGAUCACUUCAGGAACUCCGAGUUGGGCCAGACUCUGUGGAAGAACAGUGGCCUGGCGAACAUCGUGGGAACGAUGACGGACGAGGUUGGCCGCAUCCAGUGGGAAAAGAUCAUGGAGAGCUUCGAGAAUCCAGGACUGAGACGCCGGUGGAUCAAGUCGCUGACAAACUUCGUUGCCGAGUGGAUGUCCCAUGUAUCCGAUCCGUCGACCCAGCAACGCUACCUGGCCACGGCGCAGUUCAUCGGCAACAGUUUCCUCAAGUCCCAGGGUUUUCCCAAAACCGUGAUGUUCGAGCCAUCCCGGCCAACUGAGAGCCUUUCGAGGCUCGCCAAUUUAGUGGCGAGACGACACCUGAACAUGAACGUCGAUAGCUACCAGUACAUAAAACCUGCAGUGGCGUACGUUCAAGAGCUGAUGAAUUUGGCGUCCGAGAAAGGCUUCAUCAUGUCGCGCAUAAACGCACGCGAGCUUAGCAAUAAACUCAGCGAGUCUAUCAAUAAUGGCUUCAUCGGACCAUUACUGAAGGCUUAUCGCGCUUACAAGUGGGGCUCGAAAAUGCCACACUGCGCGCCCCAGAUACUGUGUACCAUCAACCAAAAGCCAAUCCCAUCGGAUGGCCACAAUAUCGCCGACGAUUCGUUCCGCGUUGGCCUGACGAAAUUAGCAAGUUUCCCCGCUGCCUGGGCCAUAAGCAACAAGAGUGGCGUGAGCUUCUGGUCGCUGUAUGCUGCGAUUUUGGAGACCAAGGAGUGUCGGGAAAAGUACCCGAUGGACUGUACAGUUUUCCACGACGAGGAGAUCAGGGCUACAACGGCAGAGUACGAACACAGUGAACUCUAAAGAACGAAAAUCAAAUUCCACUAGUUCAUGACGACAAUUGAUUGUUUGUUGAUUGCAAAAAGAGACUGUUUUUAUUUUAUUUUUUCUAUUUUAAUCUGGUGAUAAAACGAAACUGCGUUAGCCCGACACUGUUUAAUCUUAGUGUAGCCCAUUGUGUAAUGAUAAAAAAUAGAAAAAAAAAAAAAAAAAUUAACGAGAUCUGUGAAAUAUUUUAAGAAUGUGACAGAAAAAUGAUGAGUUGAAGGCUAAAUUACACUGAUAAGUGUG